Molecule: messenger RNA, 1329 nt
Organism: Paramecium octaurelia
Lineage: Eukaryota; Ciliophora; Oligohymenophorea; Peniculida; Parameciidae
Source: the annotation of a GenBank genome assembly
AUGAAAAGAGAAGAUUAAAUAUUUCUCUCAUCAUUAUAAAUUUGGAAUGCUAUGGAUACUCCUAUUCAUUAGAGUGCAAAUCUUUUUAGUGAAAAAUUUAAAUAAAGUUCAGAAUUUCAUUACUAAUACAAAAAACCAUUUUGUUUACAGCAUCCUGAAAAAAAAGUAAGUAAAUUUAGUAACCUUAGGCUAAAUAUACUUUAGUUAAUUCUGAAGGAUCAAAUGAAAAGCUUUGCACAAAAUGUGCUAUAGAGUUUGCUUAAUAAGGGCAUAAAAUUUAAGUAAUUGAAGAAGGUACUUUGAAUGUGAUUAAUAUCUACUAGAUAAUGCUAAGAAGAAAUAAACUGAUACUUUUAUCGAUUAGCUGCUUCAAACUAAAAGAGAAAUAGGGAAUAUGCAUUCACAUUUCCUAUGCACUUAGGCAAAUCUCAAAAAGUUUUAUAAUGACUAAUAUACAAAAGUUGUUCGAACAUUUGGAAUCAUUGAAAAAUAACUUCAAAAGGUAAUUCUUAUUCACAUAUUUUAAAGUGCAAAUCAGACUUAUUAAUCUCCUUAUCUUAAUCACUUUGGUCUGGAAUAUAAAUCACAAAUUAAUUAAAAUUAAAGGCUAAAUAAGUAGAACAUCAAUUGGAAACAUAUAUUAACGAUAUUACAAAUCAUUAUGAUCAAAUAAUAUAGAUGAGCACUCUCCCAUUUAAUUAAAUUAUGGGCGGCUACAGUAGUAAACUAUUUAAACUUUAAUAAUGUCUUAAAGAGAUUUAAGAGAAUAAUAUUCCUUAUCUUCAUUAUGAGGGUAGAUUAAAUGUUUUAGAUUCUUUUGUAAAAGAUAUUAGCUUCUUGAAUGAAAAGGAUUAGCCAACAGAUGCAAAAAAUCCUGAUAGCACUAGGUCAAGCUCAGAAUAAAAAACCUGCAAAAGUGUAGAAAAAGAAAAAAGACCUUAUAGUUAACCUAAUAGUAAAGAUUCUCAUUAUAUUGAUAACUCUGAAAACAAAACUAAAAAAAACUUUAAAAUAACUGAACAAUCUAUCGAAGACUGGAUGAAAAACUCUAAUUCCAAGUAAAGAAAAACUGAACCUGCUGAAAAACUAGCAAGUCCUAAUCUUUUAACCAUUAAAUUAGAUAGCAAGUAAAUGCCUCCAAACAGAGUAUCUAUGAAACAAGAAACAAAUUAAGCAAUUCUUAAUAAAUUAAUAAAUGAAUUCACUUAAAUCAAAAAAGAUAGAGUCAAAACUAUGGAAUCAAAAACUCCUGAAUUAAGUAAAUCUAAUUAAUAGACAAUUCCUAAUAAUUUCUCGCCUAAGUUUCUUUAUAAAAAUUAUUAUAAAUGA